AUGGAUGAGUACAAAUGUCCAGACUUCCGGGUGCGUUCCCAGGAAGUCUGCGAGUGCCAAGGGCACAAGGGCACACACCAGGUAAAGAGCCACCCUUUUGGCAGCGACUUUGACUCUUACUGCCAGGGUCUUCAGUAUUUGGAUCAACUAGAGAAGGACAAGGCGACGAAGGACCUGAUCCUAAAGCUGCUGCUCAAUCUGCAUGACCACCUGGCCAGCGUCGCAGGCCAGCACGACUGUGGAGACCAGUGGCAUCCCAACAGGAGUCUGUCCAUGAAAGAGGCCUCUGCGUAUCUGCUGACUCAGAAUCAGGAGUUUCAAGGCUUCAUUGAAACUGCUCUGGAGUGGAUCAUCCGGACGGGCCAGGAUGUUGGGAUAAGGCUGACUGGGCAGUUAGCCGACGAUCCGCUGACCGAUGUGUCCGAGAUCUUUCGUCUGGAGUCCACGCAUCCCAAGAUGCCCUUCACAUGCCGCUUCCGCCGAGCCUUCCUCACCGUCAUCAGCAGAGUCUUCCUCAUUGCAGUCGUGGCGGGCUGUGUGUGGAGCGUGGUCUGCUAUGCCAAGUAUCGCUGGAGGAGAGAGGAAGAGGAGACCAGGCAGAUGUACGACAUGGUGGAGAGGAUCAUCGAUGUGUUGAGGAGCCACAGUGAGGCCUGCCAGGAGAACCAGGACCUGCAACCCUACCUGCCCAUCCCCCAUGUCAGAGACUCCCUGGUUCAGCCUCAGGACCGGAAGAAGAUGAAGAAGGUUUGGGAGCGGGCCGCGAGAUUCCUCUCAGCCAACGAGUCCAGGAUUAGAAAAGAGACUCAGAGGAUUGGUGGAGCGGACUUCCUGGUGUGGAGGUGGAUCCAGCCUUCGCUCAGUUGUGACAAGACCUCCUUGAUGCCCUCCAAAGUGUGGCAGGGAAAAGCCUUCCCUCUGGACCGGAGGAACUCGCCUCCUAACAGCCUGACUCCAUGUCUGAAGAUCAGAAACAUGUUCGACCCAGUCAUGGAGGUCGGGGAGAACUGGGACCUGGCCAUCCACGAGGCCAUCCUGGAGAAGUGCAACGACAACGACGGCAUUGUCCACAUCGCGGUGGACAAGAACUCACGAGAGGGCUGUGUCUACGUCAAGUGUCUCUCUGCAGAACACUCAGGGAGAGCCUUCAAGGCCCUUCACGGCUCCUGGUUUGAUGGUAAGCUGGUGACUGUGAAGUAUCUGCGUCUGGACCGGUACCACCAGCGCUUCCCGCAGGCCCAGGGCUGCAGCACGCCCCUGAAGGCCUCCAGCCCCCCGGGCACCACGAACACUACGGCCCGCCCGCAGCACCGCGGCUCGGCCAACUCUUCGGGCUUCUCGUGAGGCGGGCCUCAGCUUUUGGAUUUGUCCUCUGUGCCCUCCCAGCAUGACAGCACCAGUCUGCUGCUGCUCCUUCACUGCUUCACAACGGGAAGACUUCAGUCUGUGUCUCGGGAGAGAGCGCUUCUUUUCUCUGUUUGUUUUCUUUUGUUGUUGUUUUUUUCCAACACAGGACUGCGAGAAAAGCUGUUCAGCUGCGCGGUGUUUGUUUCAAUAAUCUUUGUAUUAAAAUGUCCUGGUUUUAAACAAGGAAGCAAAAGUUCUUGUGGGAUAUUUAAGCCGCGUGC
Molecule: messenger RNA, 1628 nt
Organism: Anarrhichthys ocellatus (wolf-eel)
Lineage: Eukaryota; Metazoa; Chordata; Actinopteri; Perciformes; Anarhichadidae
Gene: lemd3
Product: LEM domain containing 3
Exons: 14
Coding region: 1-1344 (447 amino acids)
Biological process (GO): nuclear envelope organization; negative regulation of BMP signaling pathway
Molecular function (GO): chromatin DNA binding
Source: RefSeq, a predicted model, not a curated record